Messenger RNA from Fopius arisanus, 2308 nucleotides. It is a transcript of the gene 5-HT1, whose product is annotated as 5-hydroxytryptamine (serotonin) receptor 1B. Gene Ontology annotation, cellular component: plasma membrane. Gene Ontology annotation, biological process: adenylate cyclase-activating adrenergic receptor signaling pathway; G protein-coupled dopamine receptor signaling pathway. NCBI's taxonomy places the organism in Eukaryota, Metazoa, Arthropoda, Insecta, Hymenoptera, Braconidae. The record is from RefSeq and is a predicted model, not a curated record. Gene Ontology annotation, molecular function: G protein-coupled receptor activity; dopamine neurotransmitter receptor activity, coupled via Gs. The coding region runs from base 997 to 2190 and encodes 397 amino acids. The transcript has 7 exons.
GGGUGAGAAAUAGAGGAUUUUUUCAUCAUGCGGGUGAAAUAAAUCGCCUUAUUGUUCUCCGAAAUAGUUGGAGAAAAUAAUGUGAUGAGGGGAAUAGUGGAAAAUCCACGGAUGUAAAGAAAAUACGGAAACGGAAAAGCCAACACCCCCCACAAGCGCAUGCGCGGCGCUCCCCUAUAAACCCCCUUUCCACCCUGUGAUAUCGUGCACUCGGGUUUCGUCUGUGUUUCUUUCCACUUGGUCCAGUGUAUACAAAGCAUCCUUCACAUAUCCGUAUCAUUUACCCCCGAUAAAUUCACCGAUAAAUUCAUCCCGAUAAAUCAUCAAAAAAUAUUCCCACCCCCGACUAACAGAUCCAACAUUUCCAUAAACUAUAAAAACUAUAUAAAAACAAUUUACUCUCAAUAUUCAAUUUGUGAUACAAACUGUCAAUCAUAUCGGCACGAUUUGUAGUUUGAAAAAAAUCAAGUGAAACAAUACGCAGUAAAAUAUUCACCGAAAAAUCCAGUGGGUGAAUGAAAAUAAUUUUAAUUAUUUUACGAGUGAUAAACAAACAAUUCAUCAGUUAAUUCAGAAGAUAAACAAGUCAGAUACUGACAUCCAUGAACUCAACGUAUGGAUCAUCAGGCGCCCCUGAGAAUGGCAGAAAUAUGGAGAUAUCGGGAUGAAAAUUCCGAUUGCAGGAGAGAAGAAAAAUCGAGAGCGGGAAGAGGUAUGAAUCCAGAACGAGUUGGCCAGAUGAUAGGGAAAUUCACCUCGACUAGCCAUGGAGCAUGAAAUACAUCAAAUGGAAUCAGUAGUUGUGGAGAAUAAUGCAGUAUGGGCUGGAGAUGGACUGGAAAACAGCAACUAUUCAAUAACCAAUUUAUGCAGAUGAUGGUGAGAAAUGGGCACGGGCCUCAUCGUGUACAUCCUCUUCAGAAUUAUUCAAAGACUCCUUACGCUGUCACGACUGAUCCCUUCAGACAGUAAUGAAGAUUGAGAAGGGUAUCAACAAUGGCUACUCAUUCUACUGGGAACAGAACAACCACCGGCCAUGGAUUGCUGCUGGAAGAGGUUACCAUGGUGCUCACUGGUGUUUUCCUCGGGCUUCUCAUCCUCGUUACUAUUGUCGGAAAUGUAUUCGUUAUAGCCGCCAUUCUGCUGGACAGAAAUUUACAAUCCGUUGCAAAUUACCUCAUCAUCAGUCUUGCGGUAGCUGAUCUCAUGGUCGCCUGUUUGGUUAUGCCGCUCAGCGCUGUUUACGAGGUAAAUUCGGGAUGGUCAUUAGGUCCUGAACUAUGUGACAUAUGGACGAGCAGUGAUGUUCUGUGUUGCACAGCGUCAAUACUGCAUCUGGUGGCAAUUGCUGUUGACAGAUAUUGGGCAGUGACGGAUCUUAAUUAUAUUCAGGGAAGGACUCCAAGAAGAAUAUCCCUCUUAAUUGUAGGUGUGUGGCUUGUAUCUCUAGGAGUCUCACUGGCGCCUCAAUUUGGAUGGAAGGAUCCAGCUUACAUGGAGCGCAUUGCCCAGGGAAAGUGUCUAGUUUCCCAAGAUCCCGCAUAUCAGAUUUUCGCCACGUGUGCCACAUUUUAUGUGCCACUCUUAGCUAUUCUGUUCUUAUAUUGGAGAAUAUUCCAAGCAGCAAGAAGGCGGAUACGGAAACGCCCCGGAGCAAAAGUCCAUCAGUCCCGACAGGGGAAUGGACUUCUCAAACUCGUCAGACGCAGACCACUGGAGGAGUCCACCGCUUUCACAAUAACCCGAUCAACACCAGAAAAUUCAUCAGCGUCUCCCGAAAAGACAUCGUACGAUGGCAUAACACCGAUCCAAGCGGCAUCGGUAUCAACGACGAUAACAACGACAAUGGGUACUAUAAUGUCAACGGCAUCAACAGCAAUUGUGGUGCAAAGUUCGCAGCCGCAACUUAACACAAAAACAAUUGAGGCAAAGCGUGAGAGAAAGGCAGCUAAGACGCUUGCCAUUAUUACAGGUGCCUUCGUGGCAUGUUGGCUUCCUUUCUUCCUUGUUACCCUACUCCAAGCUAUCUGUACUGUUUGUUAUCCACCAGAGCUGCUAGCUAGUUUCUUUCUAUGGCUAGGUUAUUUCAAUAGUACCCUAAAUCCCAUUAUUUAUACAAUCUUCUCACCGGAAUUCCGUCUGGCCUUCAAGAAAAUGUUGUGUGUGGGUACACGCUCUGUUGCCCGCUAACGCCGAAUCAAGUGUAUCAUCCAACCAGACAAUGAUCUAUUUAUCAUUCAAUGUAAGAUUAAUAUGCAAAUAUCAGCUAUACGUAAGUUGAGAUGAUAAAGGUGUGUUCAAUCGUUAA